Oncorhynchus keta (chum salmon) is the source of this 6517-nucleotide messenger RNA. Its product is annotated as collagen alpha-1(XXVIII) chain-like. The transcript is spliced from 36 exons. Gene Ontology annotation, molecular function: serine-type endopeptidase inhibitor activity. The record is from RefSeq and is a predicted model, not a curated record. Lineage: Eukaryota; Metazoa; Chordata; Actinopteri; Salmoniformes; Salmonidae. Bases 371 to 4024 code for a protein of 1217 amino acids.
CUGGUUCUGCCUCUACUGUACUCACUGUGUCUGUGUGAGGAUGGCUGCAGUUAAAGAAACCUCAGGAAACCCAGUGUGAACCAGAGCACAGACCUCCACAGACCCUCUACUCACUGCUGCUGUACUGCAGACAUCCUACCUGACCUGACCAGCUCCCAUCCUGCAGACUGACACCAUCACAGGAGCAGGACAAGAGCAGGAGUCUAAGUGGAACUUAACCUGAACAACACUUGAAACUGUCUUAUUUUUUCCUCUGCUUCUCUUGCUCCCUCUGAUUCUCUCAUGUGCAUCUUUCUCAAUCCUGAACACUGAGCUGAGUAUAUUGGAGACCUGAGCCUGCAGCACUGUAUUAGGAGGAGAACAGGUGGUGAUGUCCCCUUCUCUGUACUGGUUCUUGCUGCUCUGUAGACUCCACAGUCUCUGGGCUCAGGAUGACUAUAGUACCCAUGAUGAUAGAACCAUGGACAGGAGAGCCAAGAACCAACUACUGACAACCAACGUCAUACCCAAGAAUGGCCAAUCACUUUUGAACGAUGACUGUGGCCUGGAGCUGGCCUUCCUGGUGGACAGCUCGGAGAGCGCCAAGGACAACCACGCCCAGGAGAAGAGGUUCGCCACAGAUGUGGUUGAACGCCUGCAGGGGGUCAAUCUCCAGACGGGCCGGGCUCUCAGCUCGCGAGCCGCCCUCCUGCAGUUCAGCAGCCAUGUGAUCAUCGAGCAGACCUUCAAGCAGUGGAGGGGGGUGGCUAACUUCAAGACUCGCAUCGCACUCAUCGGAUACAUCGGCCACGGCACCUACACCACCUACGCCAUCACCAACCUGACCAAGAUCUACAUGGAGGAGUCAGAGCCAGGGAGCAUCAGGGUGGCCAUACUGCUGACGGAUGGCAUCUCCCACCCCAGGAACCCAGACAUCUUCUCCGCCGUGGUCGACGCCAAAAACCAGGGUGUGAAGUUCUUCAUGGUGGGCAUCACGCCCGCGGCCAAUGACAUCUCCAACGUGGCACAGCUUCGUCGGCUGGCUAGCUCCCCAGCCAAUCGCUACCUCCAUAACCUUCAGGACAGGGGCAUCGUGGAAAAGGUCAUCAAAGAGAUUACAGAGUUGGCUGAUGAGGGGUGUCCUCUGGCCCUGAAGUGUGCGUGUGACAAGGGAGAGAGGGGACCCAUUGGCCUCCAGGGCAAGAAGGGGAAUUCUGGAGAUGAUGGGAACCCAGGUGUUAAAGGAUCGAAGGGUGAGGGCGGGCUCAGUGGACUUCCUGGUCGAAAUGGGGAAGAGGGCAAGCCGGGCUACAAAGGAGAGCAGGGGGAGAGAGGAGAAUGUGGCACGCCUGGCAUCAAAGGAGACAGGGGGCCUGAGGGGCCAGUUGGCACCAGGGGAAACAGAGGGCUACAGGGGUUACCUGGUCCAAAUGGCGAUGCCGGGCCUGAGGGUCUCAUAGGGAAAAAAGGUGAGCGGGGACUUUCUGGGCCACCUGGAAUACAAGGAGAAACUGGGAUCGGGCUUCCUGGACCCAAGGGUGAUGUGGGGUUCCAGGGGCGACUGGGGCCUCCGGGACCACCUGGCAUAGGGGAACCUGGACUACCGGGGCCUCAAGGGCCACAGGGCGUCCAAGGAGAGAAGGGUCCUAUAGGAGAAGGCUUCGCCGGGCCAAAGGGGGACCGGGGCCUGGAGGGGCCGAGGGGACCCAGAGGACAGCCCGGCGCUGGACUGAAAGGAGACAAGGGUGGCUUUGGCCCUCCAGGUUUUCCAGGGCCUGUCGGCCUGCCAGGCCUGGGCAUUCAGGGGGAGAAGGGUAUAGAGGGGCCACGGGGGCCACCAGGGGGCAGGGGCCCACAAGGAGAUGGAUAUCCAGGGCCCAAGGGUGACCAGGGCUUACCAGGGGAGCUUGGUUCAACAGGAGAGAGAGGGGCUGGCGAACCUGGGGCUAAGGGUGAGCCAGGAGCGUCAGGAUUGGCUGGUUUUCCUGGCCUCCCAGGAGAGGAUGGGGCCCCGGGACAGAAGGGUGAACCAGGUGUUGGUGGUCUGAGGGGGCCAGAGGGAGCUGCGGGAAUUGGCACCCAGGGUGAGAAGGGAGACCAGGGCCAGAGGGGCAUUCGGGGCUUGGGUGGGCCUCCUGGAAUCGCCGGGCCCUCUGGAGCAAAGGGGGAGCCUGGGACACCAGGUCGACUGGGUAUGCCAGGACUUCCAGGGCGGGGAAUCAUAGGACCUAAGGGCAAUCUUGGCCCACCUGGUCCAUCUGGACCAAUAGGAGAGACGGGCUACGGGCUGCCUGGUCCUAAGGGUGAUCGUGGAGGUCCUGGUCCGUCUGGUCCAUUUGGGCCCAAAGGCGAUGGUUAUCCUGGCCCUACGGGAACUCCUGGUCUACCGGGGCUUCCUGGUGAACCAGGCCUGGAGGGGCUGGGCAUCCCUGGACCGAAGGGUGAUAUUGGCUUCAGGGGCUUUCCAGGUUUAGCAGGCCCCCCAGGCGAGGGGCUACAAGGUCUACCGGGUGGCAUUGGACGACUGGGCCCCCCAGGGCCGACGGGGCCUCCUGGGCAGGGUAUUCAGGGGCCAAAGGGCGAGCCAGGGUCUCAGGGCGUGACGGGCCCUCGGGGGCCACCAGGGGAAGGAUUCACAGGGGCCAAGGGUGACCGCGGCUCUGGAGGGGAGAGGGGCCUGAAGGGGGUCAAAGGUGAUUUGGGUGACCCUGGAGUUCCUGGCCAAUCAGGCAGACCAGGGUUCAAAGGUGACAUGGGCCUCACAAGAGAAGACAUCAUUAAAAUGAUCAAGGAGAUUUGUGGUUGCGGAAUCAAAUGCAAGGAGCGGCCCAUGGAGCUGGUGUUCGUCAUUGACAGCUCGGAGAGCGUGGGGCCGGAGAACUUUGAGAUCAUCAAGGACUUUGUGGCGGCCCUGGUGGACCGCGUGACGGUGGGCCGCAACGCCACCCGCAUCGGCCUGGUCCUCUACAGCUUGGAGGUCAAGCUAGAGUUCAACCUGGCACGCCACAUGACCAAGCAGGACAUCAAACAGGCCAUACGAAAAAUCCCUUAUAUAGGUGAGGGCACCCACACGGGCACCGCCAUCCGCAAGGCCACCCAGGAUGCCUUCUACAGCUCGCGCAAGGGGGUCAGUAAAGUGGCUAUAGUUAUUACGGACGGACAGACGGAUAAGCGGGAGCCGGUGAAGCUGGAUAUUGCGGUUCGGGAGGCACAUGCAGCCAACAUCGAGAUGUACGCAUUGGGGAUCGUGAACACGUCGGACCCCACGCAGCCCGAGUUCCUGAGGGAGCUCAACCUGAUCGCGUCGGACCCUGAUAGUGAACACAUGUACCUCAUUGAUGAUUUCAACACGCUGCCAGCUCUGGAGUCCAAGCUCGUCAGCAAGUUCUGUGAAGACGAGAACGGCGGUCUGAUAUACAACCGUGUCACCAACGGCUACGGCAACAAUGGAUACAGGAACGGGAACAAUGGGAACUAUGGCAACGGGGGCAAUGGCUAUGGAACCACCAACCAGGAGGACUUCAACAACAGGAGGCGAACAGUCACCACUACCGGCACUCAAAGUCAGGGUGGCAGGGUAGACCUGACCCAGCCUAUCAACCCUGGCACUGCCACAGUACAGAAAGGGCAGCGUGAGGGAGGCCAGGAUGGAGGUGUUUACACCCCAGAUUGGGGGACUGGUCGCGGGGACGUUCCCACGUUGAACCACAACACAUCCUCCUCCUCCAGGGAUUCCUCAUCUUCCAAUACAGGAGGGUCCUCUUCCUCAUCAGGAACGUCAUCUUCAUCCUCAGGGUCCUCAGGCUCUGUCCAGUUAGUGCCUGCAUCACGACCCGCACUUCCCAAAGAGUAUGUGCCUCUGGACCCUCGCUGUGCACUGGUCCUAGACCAGGGCCCCUGUCGGGACUACAAAAUGCGCUGGUACUAUGACAAGCAGGCCAACGCAUGCGCCCAGUUCUGGUACGGAGCCUGUGAGGGGAACCAGAACCGCUUCGACACAGAGGAGGAGUGUAAGAGGACAUGUGUGCAAGGCAGGGCAGGCUGAGAAGACAUCUCACUCAAUUCGGUCUUUAAACGGAUGUUCCAUGGCACCAUGUACUUCACGAUGGUAGGAGGUCAAGUCAUGACAGUAUGUUGUACUAUUGGAUAAAUGCUUGUUUGACACUCCCUAGUCCCCCCCCCCUACCCUUGAACUAAAACUCUACGCACUUAUUAUAAAUAUUCAUAUACUAAUUCCAGUGUCUGAUUUGAACUUUAAUUUUACCGCCAAUCUCUGUAAAAUGUAUCAUUAAAGGUCCAAUGCAGCCGUUUUUAUCUUAAUAUCAAAUCAUUUCUGGAUGACAAUUAAGUACCUUACUUUGGUUUGGAACUCUUUCUUAUUGGUCAAUUAACUAAUGUACCACCUGGUGAUUUCACCAUGGAAGGCCAAAACUCCAUCACACCAAAACAGGCACUCUUUCAAACAACUCUUACACUAAAGGGGCAUUAUCAAUAUUUUCACAAUUUCACAGUAAUCUUUCAGCCUCAUAAUGUGGAAACAUAUAUAAAACACAGGCAAAUCUAGUUUUUGACUGCACUGGGCCUUUAAUUUAACAUUACCAUUUUCAUUCAAAAUGAAUGGAUAGCUCAUCAUAUAACAUCAUUUUAUCAUACAAUUCAGUCAAUCUCACUCAGGUAUGUAGUCAAGAAAUAGUAGAAAAUACCACUUAGUAUUAGACACUGAUUAAUUAAUACAUACAGUUGAAAUUGGAAGUUAACAUGCACCUUACCAAAUACAUUUGACCAAAUUCAAAUACUUUUUUCACAAUUCCAGUUUUUCACAUUUACUCCUAGAAGGUCUUGGGUCAGUUAGAAUCACCACUUUUUAUUUUAAGAAUGUGAAAUGUCAGAAUAAUAGUAUAGAGAAUGAUUUAUUUCAGCUUUUAUUUCUUUCAUCACAUUCCCAGUGGAUCAGAAGUUUACAUACACUCAAUUCGUAUUAGGUAGAAUUGCCUUUAAAUUGUUUAACUUGGGUCAAACGCUUCGGGUAGCCUUCCACAAGCUUCCCACAAUAAGUUUUGUGAAUUUUGGCCCAUUCCUCCUGACAGAGCUGGUGUAACUGAGUCAGGUUUGUAGGCCUCCUUGCUCGCACAUGCUUUUUCAGUUCUGCCCACAAAUGUUCUAUGGGAUUGAGGUCAGGGCUUUGUGAUGGCCACUCCAAUACCUUGACUUUGUUGUCCUUAAACCAUUUUGCCACAACUUUGGAAGUAUGCUUGGGGUCAUUGUCAUUUGGAAGACCCAUUUGCUACCAAGCUUUAACUUCCUGGCUGGUGUCGUGAGAUGUUGCUUCAAUAUAUCCACAUAAUUUUCCUACCUCAUAAUGCCAUAUAUUUCGUGAAGUGCACCAGUCCCUCCUGCAGCAAAGCACCCCCACAACCGGGGACACCCCCGUGCUUCACGGUUGGGAUGGUGUUCUUCGGCUUACAAGCCUCCCCCUUUUUCCUCCAAACAUAACGAUGGUCAUUAUGGCCAAACAGUUCUAUUUUGGUUUCAUCAGACCAGAGGGCAUUUCUCCAAAAAGUACGAUCUUUGUCCCCAUGUGCAGUUGCAAACCGUAGUCUGGCUUUUUUAUGGCGGUUUUGGAGCAGUGGCUUCUUUCUUGCUGAGCGGCCUUUCAGGUUAUGUCAAUAUAGGACUCGUUUUACUGUGGAUAUCGAUACUUUUGUACCUGUUUCCUCCAGCAUCUUCACAAGGUCCUUUGCUGUUGUUCUGGAAUUGAUUUGCACCUUUUGCAUCAAAGUACGUUCAUCUCUAGGAGAUGAGUGUGUUGACGGCUGUGUGGUCCCAUGGUGUUUAUACUUACGUACCAUUGUUUGUACAGAUUAACGUACCUUCAGGCGUUUGGAAAUUGCUCCCAAGGAUGAUCCAGAAUUGUGGAGGUCUACUAUUUUUUUUCUGAGGUCUUGGCUGAUUUCUUUUUAUUUUCCCAAGAUGUCAAGCAAAGAGGCACUUAGUUUGAAGGUAGGCCUUGAAAUACAUCCACAGGUACACCUCCAAUUGACUCAAAUGAUGUCAAUUAGCCUAUCAGAAGCUUCUAAAUCAAUGACACAAUUGUCUGGAAUUGUCCAAGCUGUUUAAAGGCACAGUCAACUUAGUAUAUGUAAACUUCUGACCCACUGGAAUUGUGAUGCAGUGAAUUAUAAGUGAAAUAAUCUGUCUGUAAACAAUUGUUGGAAGAAUGACUUGUGUCAUGUACAAAGUAGAUGUCCUAACCAACUUGCCAAAACUAUAGUUUGUGAACAAGAAAUUUGUGGAGUGGUUGAAAAACAAGUUUUAAUGACUCCAACCUAAACUUCCGACUUCAACUGUACAUGCUUCAAGUGGCAAAUCAGUAUGGUCUAUAGAUUUUGACAGCAUUUUUUUUGACAGCAUCAGUAUGUAAUGUAUAUAUCCCGCAUCAUAUCAUAACUCUUUUAUGCUGAUCACUGAUUUUAUAUUGCUAACGUAAUUGUAAUAUCCACAUUGUUCAAACUGUGAAAUAACACCAUUGGUGCCAUAA